CUUCCACUCUCCAUUCCUAAUGACAUCGCCCGCCUCAGAAUAGCAACUUUGAAGCGAGGGCACGGGGGCGGGCAUUGUAGCUUAUUACGCACGCGCAUUCUCUUCUCACUGAUUGGCGAGCGCCGUACACUUUCUCUCUUGCUCCAAGAACCCCCUUAGCAACGGUCACCGUUGAGACGGAGGAAGACGCCCCCAGCGGGUUGGCUGUGCCUUGCCUCUCUGCAGCGUAGAUUGGCUGAAGCGUCGAUAGAGGGCCAGGCCUUGGCAGCCGCUGCUGGAGAACCGGCUGUCCCAGAACCGAGGCAGGACAGAACCUGUGGUGCCCCGCGGCACACAGGAGCGACAAGAUGAUACGUCGGAAGUCCAGCCAAUUCCAGGGACUGAAAAGGCAAGCGGAGCUUGAACAGCACUACGAUCUGCGGAGAGAACCCAAGAAAGACCUCAGGUCAUUGGAUGAAUCGGCCACGCGGAUGGGAACAGGUGUGCAUACCGAGUCGGGGACCUUGGCUUCGGUGAAUGCGGAUGAAGAUCCUGCAGCCAACUUGUUCCCGCCGCCACUGCCCCAGCCCCGGAUCUGUAUAUGGAAGUACCUGGACAUCCAUUCCAUGCACAGGCUGGAGAUGACAGCCAACGUUGAGGAGAUGAGGGAGGUGCUGGCCGAGCUGUUGGGGCUAGGGUCUCCUGUGCAGAGCCUGCGGGACGCCAUCACCCUGGACCUCUUCUCCCAUGCACUCAUCUUCUGCCGCCAACAAGGCUUCUCCCUGGAGCAGACAUCAACGGCUUGUGCCCUGCUCCAAGAUCUUCACAAGGCCUGUAUUGCAACCCCCUUGGGCAACGUGGAGGAAUGUUACCGCUACUUCACCAGUGUUCUUUUUUGCCACGGAAUCAGGCGGCCCCCCUUCAGUAUCAACCUCUUUAAGGAGGAACAGCUGCUGGCCCUGGCAGAUUAUGUGGUCAACACCUACUUCCGCCACUUCAAGCUCUACAAAUAUGUCUUCACACCCCAGGUACUGGGCCAUGGGCUACAAGAGGCCACGCCUCAUCUCCCCCCUUUCCCUCAGUGCAGACGUCUUCCUCCCUCUUCCCAGGUGCGGCUGGAUCUAUCUUUGACUUACAUGGGGCUACAGGCACCCAAGCUCUGGCCAAAGGAUGAGACGGGUAAGAGAGAAUGCCAGGGCGAGGGCUGGACUGCGCUGGGGCUGGGGCUGAAGCCUCCUCCUGCCUUCUGGCUUGCAGAGAAAGAAGAGGGCAAAGAGGUGGAGGAGCAGGCAGUCACCCCAGAGGAGGAGGAACCGGAAACAGUGGUCCAGCCAAAGCCAGAGCCAAGCCAGGUCUCCGUCCUCCGGGCCUACAUCAAGACCCAGAUGAACAAGGAACUGGAGCAGCUCCAACAACUGGUGGAAGAACAGCUCAAGGCCAGCGAGGAGAGGCUCAGCAGCAAGCUGACCGCGCUCAAGCAGCCCCUCCAGCUACCUCCAGGCAAAGGCAAGAACAAGACCAAGUGACCCCCAGCAUCUUCCCCAAUAAAGGCUUGGACCAAAGUGGCCCUACCCCGCCCCCCUCCUGAG
This is a messenger RNA of Kogia breviceps (pygmy sperm whale), 1568 nucleotides long. RefSeq names its product cilia and flagella associated protein 119 (gene CFAP119). The record is from RefSeq and is a predicted model, not a curated record. NCBI's taxonomy places the organism in Eukaryota, Metazoa, Chordata, Mammalia, Artiodactyla, Physeteridae.